This is a messenger RNA of Perca flavescens (yellow perch), 663 nucleotides long. It is a transcript of the gene fev, whose product is annotated as FEV transcription factor, ETS family member. Gene Ontology annotation, biological process: cell differentiation; regulation of transcription by RNA polymerase II. The record is from RefSeq and is a predicted model, not a curated record. Gene Ontology annotation, molecular function: DNA-binding transcription factor activity, RNA polymerase II-specific; sequence-specific DNA binding. Gene Ontology annotation, cellular component: nucleus. The coding region runs from base 1 to 663 and encodes 220 amino acids. The transcript is spliced from 3 exons. Lineage: Eukaryota; Metazoa; Chordata; Actinopteri; Perciformes; Percidae.
AUGAGACAGGACUGCGGAGGAAACCUCAUGUUCAACAUGUAUCUCUCAGAUCCGACAGAAAAUCUGUCGAAGGAAAGCAAAGGGACAUCUUGGGGUCCAAUAAACACAGGAGUGCAAAAAGGCAGCGGACAGAUCCAGCUGUGGCAGUUCCUGCUGGAGCUGCUCUCUGACAGCACCAACAUAUCGUGCAUCGCCUGGGAGGGCACCAACGGCGAGUUCAAGCUCAUCGAUCCGGACGAGGUGGCUCGGCGCUGGGGGGAGCGCAAAAGCAAACCCAACAUGAACUACGACAAGCUGAGCCGGGCUCUGCGCUACUACUAUGACAAAAACAUCAUGACCAAAGUCCACGGCAAGCGCUAUGCCUACAAGUUUGAUUUCCACGGCUUGGCGCAGGUGUGCCAGCCGUCCACCACGGAGCAGGCCAUCUACAAGUUUCAGGGGAACUUCUCCCCGAUUCCAUUCACCGGGAUUUCCAAACUGAACCUUGUGGCUCCCGGCGUGGGGCCGUCGGGAUUCUCCUACUGGCCCGGUUCCCCUCCGGCGGCUCUGUAUCACAGCCACAGCCUGCAGCCGCCGGGGCCCUUCGGCACCGUGUCUCCGUCCCACAUCAGCUGCGUCAACAACAUCAACAGCCUGACCAACAUCAACAAUCAUUACAACUGA